AUGAGUUACAACAAUCCCAUCAUCCCGGGGUUUAAUCCCGACCCAUCGAUUAUUCGUGUUGAUAAAGACUUUUUUUUAGUCACCUCGACCUUUGAAUACUUCCCUGGAGUGCCCAUUUAUCACAGUCAGGAUUUGAUUCAAUGGACAUUGAUCGGUCAUGCGUUGACACGACCUAGUCAGCUUCAAAUUCAUACGCCAGAACCGGGAGGCGGCGUCUGGGCAACCACAAUUCGGCAUCACGGGGGCUUUUACUAUAUCAUUGCCGCGAGCUUUCAGCGUUAUCGUCCGCAACAGGAUGACCGAGUUUGGCCACAGGGAUUUUAUGUCAAAACAACCGAUAUAUGGGAUGAGAAGACAUGGUCUGAUCCAAUCUAUUUUGAUCAAGUUGGGUUUGACCAAGAUCUUUUUUGGGAUGACGAUGGAACCGUAUAUUUAUCGUCCACCUACAGAAAGAUUCAGCCAACUAGUGGUGCUAAAUUGAAAGAUUUUGCAAUUCAUAUAUGUACGGUGGACUUGACGACCGGUCAUUCUACGUCCGCGCCUAAAUUGAUUCGAGAAUCUUCUUCUGGUGUUGCCGAGGGGUCACACAUCUUCAAACGCGGUCGUUAUUGGUAUUUGUUCACAGCAGAAGGUGGCACUGAAAGUGGCCAUAGCGAAUGGGUGAACCGGAGUGAAGUUGGUCCAUCAGGACCGUGGGAGCUCGGGCCAAAUAACCCUCUCUGGCGCAAUGGCGUUGAGGACGAAGUGCAGAACACGGGACAUGCCGAUCUGGUUGAGGACACCAAAGGGCAAUGGUGGGCAGUCGUUCUCGGUGUUCGUCCUUCAAGAAAGGGAGAUACGUGGGAAGACUCUGUGCUAGGCCGAGAGACAUUCCUAGUCCCUUUGGAAUGGAAAGACGAUUGGCCCGUGAUCAACGGAGGACAGAAAAUCAGUCUCAACUCCCAUGGACCAGGUCUUUAUCAAUUCCAUACGCCAGUACCCUGGAGAGAUGAAUUUUCGGAUCCGAAAAUGCAGGUUGGAUGGUAUCGAAAAAACACGCCCUUCGUAAAUGACUACUCACUUACUGAACGCCCCAAUUACCUUCGUCUCCAUGGUGGACCUUAUAAUCUGUCAGUGCCAGCCAGUCCCACCAUGUUCCUUCGCAAGCAAACCCACCACGUCUGCAGAUGGGAAACAAGGCUUUCCUUUCAGCCAACUCUAAACGAGACCGAGGCUGGCACUGUGGUAUGGUUGAAUUAUUUUACAUAUAGCAGCAUCGGUAUCAGGAAGGAUACCAAUGGCCGUUUCAUCCGUUUUCGGCCAUCGGAGGGCGAUAUCGUGGAGCAUAGACUGGACACAGAAACUCCUGUCACUCUCACAGUUGACUGUGGUAGUGAGUAUCGAUUUGGGUAUCAUGAAGGCACGGAAUCUGAAAUGCAUUGGAUUGGAUCGGUUUCUAACAGUGCUGCUACGGCAGCACCUCCAGUGGGGGCUAACUUUACUGGCAUGAUGCUGGGUUUAUAUGCAUUUGGAGAGCGGCAGCGAUGCCUGGCCCCAGCUGAUUUUGCAAUGACCGAAACCUUGAAAAUUGACCACCUAAUCUCCAUCCCUGAUGUCAUGUCCGAUGACGCUGAGCAAGUUACAGACAAAUGGACUGGGUUGACUGACCCGACCGAACGCCGUCGGCGACAGAACCGCAUAAACCAGAGGGCUUACCGAAAGCGCAAGAGACUGUUAUCAACCAAUGAAAUCCAUCCUAAGAGCCUAGUACCAUCCUCUCAUUCGUCCUCUACCGCCCAGUCGCAACCCGGUUCUUCCCAAGACAAUCCGAAACUCAACUUCUGCCGCAGCCCCGAAUUUUUACAAAAUAUUUUGGAGAGAUUUGCCAAGUCAGCGUAUGAAAGCUACGCACGGGGAGAUCCGACCGCCGAUCAUCUCAUGACGUUAACGAAAGUUAAUGUCUUCAGGGCAUUUGCCCAGAACCUACGAUUAAUCGGUUGGUCGGAGUACUGGAUGGACCACGACGCCAUUUCACCCUUCAAUACAGUUCUGCCCCAAAAGCCCUCUACUCCGAACGAUAAAAUCCCCAUUCCAACCAACCUGCAGCCUACUCGAAUUCAGAAAUCGAUACACCAUCACCCAUGGCUGGACUUCUUUCCUUCGCCCAAGAUGCGCGAUAAUCUCAUCGAAGCCGGGGAUGACUGGGAUGACGAGCAGCUCUGUAACGACAUCAUGGGUUUCUGGGGUGAGUCAACGAUGGAUGCGGGACUACUAGUUUGGGGAGAGCCUUGGAAUGUGCAGAAUUGGGAGGUGACCGAGCCGUUUUUGAAGAAAUGGCAAUGGGUUGUUCGAGGGUGCCCUGAAUUGAUGGACGCAACAAAUCGUUGGCGUGCUCGUCGAGGGGAGAAACUAAUAUUCCGCUAUAUUUGA
Molecule: messenger RNA, 2409 nt
Organism: Penicillium expansum
Lineage: Eukaryota; Fungi; Ascomycota; Eurotiomycetes; Eurotiales; Aspergillaceae
Product: Concanavalin A-like lectin/glucanase, subgroup
Exons: 6
Coding region: 1-2409 (802 amino acids)
Biological process (GO): carbohydrate metabolic process
Molecular function (GO): hydrolase activity, hydrolyzing O-glycosyl compounds
Source: RefSeq, a predicted model, not a curated record